AUGGCCAACCCUUCCGGAUUCGUCUCCUUUAGAAAGCCAAUCACCCACGUCGUUUUCGACAUGGACGGUCUUUUGCUAGACACAGAGAAGUUCUGUAAUCAAGUUCAGGAAAUCAUACUUGCUAGAUACAACAAAACCUUUGACUGGAACGUGAAGGUAAAGAUGUUGGGGAAGAAAGCAUUAGAAGCUGCUAGGAUCUUUGUUGAGGAAGCAGGAAUCAGUGAGUUUCUCAGCGCUGAACAAUUUCUGAUUGAUAGAGAGGAUAUGCUGCAGGCAUUAUUUUGGAAGACUGAGUUUAUGCCAGGUGCUGCUCGUCUAAUCAGGCAUUUACAUGCCAAAGGAAUUCCAAUUUGCUUAGCAUCAAGUUCUCACAGGCUACAUUUUGAGCUGAAAACUCAAAGACAUCGUGAACUAUUUUCUUUGUUGCAUCAUGUUGUUCUUGGCGAUGACUAUGAGGUUAAGCAGGGCAAGCCUUCCCCAGAUAUAUUUUUUGCUGCAGCCAAGAGAUUUGAGGGUGGGCCAAUAGAUCCUCAUAACAUUCUGGUUUUUGAAGAUGCACCCUCUGGAGUUCUUGCAGCCAAGAGAGCAGGAAUGCGUGUUGUUAUGGUCCCUGAUCCAAGGCUGGACAAAACUUUUCAUAAGUUAUCAGAUCAAGUUUUGAAGUCACUGCUGGACUUCAACCCUGUCGAGUGGGGUCUGCCUCCUUUUGAAGAUACCAAUGGAAGAUGA
Molecule: messenger RNA, 729 nt
Organism: Sphenostylis stenocarpa
Lineage: Eukaryota; Viridiplantae; Streptophyta; Magnoliopsida; Fabales; Fabaceae
Source: the annotation of a GenBank genome assembly